Molecule: messenger RNA, 550 nt
Organism: Dentiscutata heterogama
Lineage: Eukaryota; Fungi; Glomeromycota; Glomeromycetes; Diversisporales; Gigasporaceae
Source: the annotation of a GenBank genome assembly
AUGCCUAAGACUCCGCAAAAAAUCGGCACUAACACAGAAUUUCCUAAAGAUUUGGUUAUUCCAGACGCCUUAAAGGUUCCUUCUGGGAAUGUUCUCAAAUUCGUGUUGCAUGCUACUGCACUAUUUCAUUUUAAGUGGUGUACUGAAGCCGAUGGUCCUACUUGCAAAUAUUAUGGAAGUGAUGCAUAUCUCUUCAAUGACGCUAAAGACGUUGCCAAUGCUCCGUAUUCAUAUGUAGCUGAAAUUAAAGUUAUUGAUUCAACAAUGGGUGACGAAAUCGGUUCCAGUGCCCCGACAAGCGUUACAAAAUCUCUUCUCAUGAAUGAUACUUCUUCUCUUGAAUUCAAACCAAUUGCUUUGAUUGACCCACCCAAUCCAGAAGUUGACCAUAGCUGGGCUUUAGUAGAAGCUUCUAAUAAUAAAGGAACUGGUGCAUUCUGUGAUAUUACUUAUGUCCAAGUAGUUAACACUGCUAAUGGUCAUUCUCCGGCUAAAAGUGAAUAUUGCGGAAAAUAUCCUGACGGACACAUUUCCAGUAUUCCUGCCCAUG